Messenger RNA from Schizophyllum commune H4-8, 993 nucleotides. RefSeq lists its product as uncharacterized. The transcript is spliced from 9 exons. NCBI's taxonomy places the organism in Eukaryota, Fungi, Basidiomycota, Agaricomycetes, Agaricales, Schizophyllaceae. The coding region runs from base 43 to 834 and encodes 263 amino acids. The record is from RefSeq and is a predicted model, not a curated record. Gene Ontology annotation, cellular component: cytoplasm; nucleus.
CUUCUAUAGACUAUCCCAUUUCUAGGCUCGCGUGCACCAACUAUGGCCCCCACGCGCACCGUCCUCGCCCUGCACGGUUACUGUCAGAGCGGUGCCAUCUUCAGCAAGCGAAUAGGCGCGCUCCGGAAGCAGUGCAAGGACGUUGAGUUUGUCUUCGUAGACGCGCCCCUCAUAUUAGAGCCCGCCGACAUUGCAGGGAGCUUCCCGCAGAAUACGGCGACGAAGGUGGAAAGUACGGAAGCAGCUCUCGCAUCCGUUGGCGCAGCGGAGGUGGCUACGGACGCCUCAAUGGUACCGCGCGGGUGGUGGAAGAAGGAUCCGACGUCUGACAAGGCGGUUGGGAUAGAGAACUCCAUCGCGGUGAUCAAGGAGGUGCUGCAGAAAAGGCGGUUCGAUGGCGUACUGGGCUUUAGCCAAGGGGCAGCAUUCGCGAAUCUCAUAUCUGCGCUGUUGGAAAGACCGGAGACGUAUCCUCCCUUCCUCGUCGACGGGAAGCCACCGCACCCGCCAUUAGAAUUCUGCAUCAACGUCGCCGGCUUCAAAGUCCGUGAUCCUCUGUUCGCAGAAACCUACGGCGCCGGGUACUCGACGCCUACACUGCAUGUCAUCGGCCGCAACGACGUCGUAGUCAUCCCGGAGCGCAGUCAGACGCUAGUGGACGUCGCGCUGAAUGGCCGGCUCGAACUCCAUGAUGGCGGUCACUUCGUACCCUCGAAAGGGCCGUGGCGCAAAUUUCUGGAGAGCUACAUGCGGCUGGGACCAGCUGCAGGAUUACCGUCGCCGUCAGGGAGCGCGGACUCUGCGCCCGCGUCCGGCACGGCAACUCCUAUAUAGACGAGUCGGGCUCGGCGACGACAAGGAUCCCAUUCAAUGUUCAGUGGCGGUGGCGGCCUUUUGUCAGGGAUCCUUACGCAUGUUUGGGCUUACCAAACGCGAGAUUCGUUCGCUCAGAGGUUCGUUCGCUACGAGGUUCGCUAUGAAGGGACCCGCCGG